Morone saxatilis (striped sea-bass) is the source of this 1536-nucleotide messenger RNA. Its product is annotated as transcription termination factor 1, mitochondrial. The record is from RefSeq and is a predicted model, not a curated record. Gene Ontology annotation, cellular component: mitochondrial matrix. NCBI's taxonomy places the organism in Eukaryota, Metazoa, Chordata, Actinopteri, Moronidae. Gene Ontology annotation, molecular function: double-stranded DNA binding. The transcript has 2 exons. Bases 140 to 1291 code for a protein of 383 amino acids. Gene Ontology annotation, biological process: regulation of DNA-templated transcription; termination of mitochondrial transcription.
AACACUUCCGCUCUUACUUGGACCGUGUUGGUAGAAAUCCUCCUCUCACCGGCACUGAAGCCGGUCAACCGAGAGAAAACAAGCGUAUGUGGUCCACUGACACUACAUCACAAGGACACUGUGGUCCUCCUGGUUAAAUAUGGCAGCAGUACAUGGAGUGAGGGCUCUCCUCAGCCUCCAUCGAUCAGCGUUGUUUCAGCGCAGCUUCGGGCUCAUUCCAGUACAGCUGACAUCAACCUGCCUUCCCACCAGGCUUUGCAGUGCUACUACUAAACGUAAUAAGGCAAGGCCGGAACAGAAAAAUUGCAAUAAAUCUUUACUGGAGAACCUGCAUCUCAUGGGAGUUGAUGUGGAGAUGGCACGCCAGCGCCAGCCUGGGGUGUUUCGUCGUAAAAGCCUCACCAAUGAGCAAGGUCUCGCUGAGUUUCUGCAAAGCAAAGGUGCCAGCAGCGAGGAGAUUGCAAGCAUCAUAUCCCGUUUUCCCCGCGCCAUCACCCGCUCGACUGAACACUUGGAAGAGCGCUGGGAGCUGUGGAGAAAAAUCUUAAACACAGAUUCAGAAAUGUUGAGUGUCUUGGAGCGUUCACCUGAGUCUUUCUUCCGGUCCAGUGAUAAUAAGAACUUUGAGAAUAUCAUUACUUUUCUGACCUCGCUGGGCUUCAAAACGAAAGACCUCCAGCGGCUGCUGGUCAAAGCGCCGCGGAUAUUCUGCGGCAGUUUAGAUCUCACCAGGCAGAAGGUGAAUUUUCUGAAAGACAUCUGUGUCGAACUUGGUGGCACGAACCCAGAGCAAUUCACUAAAACCGUCCUGUACAAAAACGUUUUCAUCUUCAGCGAAAGCAUUAAGAGAAUUAGGACGAACAUUGAUAUCCUAAGAGCUUAUCUUGGGUUGGGCAACUCAGAGAUGUUGGCUUUUAUUCAAGGCUCCGCUGCAAAAAUUCUGGUCCUUUCCACUGAAUAUCUGCAAAAUAAUUUAAACAGUGUCGAGCUGAAGAUGGUUUCACUUGGCUGCCAGAAAGCUGACAUACAAAAACUGUUCUACACCUAUCCAGUGGUUCUGUACAUUAGCCCGGCGACGCUGAGUCCGAAGCUGGAGUGUCUCCUAAAGGUAGGAAUCAAAGUGGAGCAGAUUCUGGAGACGCCGAGGGUUUUAGACUACAGCACACAGAACAUUUUAGGGCGGCUGGAGCAGCUGCAGGAAGUGGAAUAUAACUUCCAGAAGAAUGGCAUCGGUAUCCUCGACUGUAGCCAAAAGCGAUUUCUGGCUAAGAUGGAAAAACUGAAACUGUAACGGUUACACAAUGUUGGAUGCUACUUGUACUUGGCUUCAGCAUAGUCGUGUUUUUGUUUUGUUUUUUCUGUUCUGACUAUUGAUUCAACCGUUCUCUAAUAGCUCUAAUAUGUAUUUAUUAUGAAGAAUGUUAUUUUUUUACAAAAUAUUUGUUUGUACUUUUCAGUAGUAGUAAGUUUUAUAAAUUACUUGUUAAAGAGUUUUUUGUAAUUCACGUGAAGAUGCAAACUUGUAAUAAAAGUGAA